Messenger RNA from Babesia bovis T2Bo, 12279 nucleotides. RefSeq lists its product as uncharacterized. Gene Ontology annotation, molecular function: transcription coregulator activity; protein binding. Gene Ontology annotation, cellular component: nucleus; NuA4 histone acetyltransferase complex; SAGA complex. Gene Ontology annotation, biological process: DNA repair; regulation of DNA-templated transcription. The record is from RefSeq and is a predicted model, not a curated record. NCBI's taxonomy places the organism in Eukaryota, Apicomplexa, Aconoidasida, Piroplasmida, Babesiidae. Bases 181 to 12219 code for a protein of 4012 amino acids. The transcript is spliced from 4 exons.
GUGGCUCUUGAUUGGGAAAGUCACGGAAGCCUCUAAACGAAGUCAACACGGCGACACAUCAGUGAAUAUAACGACCGUGGUCACAAUGGGACGCUCGUUGAAAUCAACCAUAUCAACCCAGCCCUGCACAUCAACGUAAUUCGGUAUAACAAGCGAGGAGCCAAGGUAUUGAGAAUAACGAUGGCUCCAGAAUACGAAGACGCCAUGGAUGUCAACACGAAGGGGCAGAGGAGGCACCAUGGAGAAGACAUGCCAAUGGAUAGCAAAGAUGUAGCGAUAAAGACAAACAACGUGACAGAUGAAAGUUCGCGCAAGGCUCCAUCGCAUAACAUCGUAGAAAGGUGUCGUGAAUUGCUAGAAGAUGUAAAGAAUGGGACCACUGCUGAGGGCGUUGCUAAGCUUUGCGCGUGUUUCAAGGAAGUCAAGAGUUUUUUGUUAUCACAAAUAUCAAACGAUAUCAUACGGCAGCAGUUGCUCAUUUUGCUCGAAUCUAGCAUGAAAUGGCGAAUUCCAAAGGAUCCCAUGGCACGUGAAAUCGUUGACAUAUGCCUCUACAACAUCGCAACCCAACGUAAUACAGCACAAACAGAAAUAUGUGAGCGUAUAGCGGGGAAGCUUUUUCUGCUACCUGACAUGUGGCCCAGUGUGACAUCCAUCGAUGCUAUCCUUGAUCUAUACGUGUCCUUGCUAGAUGUUAACUUCACAGCUAAAGAAGACAGAUUAAGGCGCAUGCGUGCGGUUUCUUUAAUUGUUGACCUUUUGUUCAAGCAGCCGGAAAGGGCCAGAUAUUUUAAAAAGGUACUACCAAAGGCAGAACCAUUUUUUGCAAUACAACAUAUAGAAAAUGACGAGUUUCAUCACAUGGCCAUUAAAGUCAUAUGCCAGACGCUUAAGUGCUGUGCCGAUCUAACUGGCGUCACCCUGAAUGAUCUCGAAGGGUUCACUAGGAAUGUGUUCGACCAGAUAAUAGAGCUGUUGCAACGUACAGAUGCAUAUGAAUCAAGGGCUAGUCUAAUGAUGUGUAUAACACUGCUUGCUGGUAGCGGCCAUAAUAAACAUAUUUUGGCUGAAAUAGUCAUGGGAGACCUUCUUAUCCGGUUAAAUGAAAGUUGGAAACAUGAAACCAUGGUGUCUAUAUCCAUUAUAUCGGUAUUCGUUGACGGUUUGGAACAAAUAGAUGACCGGGAUCUCCUUACAGUGGCCGACAAUUGCCUCAAGUUGCAUCACAUCUACUCUGGCACUGAUGACUACCACCUCAGAGAACGGUUGAUAGCUUUGUUAGCAGUGUUGACGAAGAAAUUGGAAAAGGCAUUUGAUAAUAUACACGAAGUUGAUCAAAACACGUAUCAUAACAUAGCCACUGUGAUGUUUCACAAGGCCGCUUAUGAGAUCCAAAGUUACAAUAUGCCAAAGCAUGUGUGGCAUGACGAGGAAUUUAUAUCGUUCGCUCGCACGUCACUGCCUGCGUUGAUCACUAUACUGUCCGGAUGCAUCAAUAUAAUAACCCCGCAAAAUAACCCUACGGGUAGUAUGCAAAGCGCAUCGCCGAUAUCUUGUCAGGAUACGAGAAGGUAUGACAACAAAAGUGAUGGUUUCAGAACGCCAACUGGUGGUACUCCCAGGAUAAAACAUGAUAAGACCUAUGGCUUUAGCAGCGAAAGUGAUUACAACCGUCCAUCAUCUAGGCGUAACCUGACAUCUUUAGAAAUCAUGGAACUGUGCAAGUGCAUAUGCUGCAUAUUUGAUGCCGGCGCCACCGCUGCUACCGUUAUUGGUGGCGCCGAUGUCAGUACCAGAUAUGACAAGUUGAUGCAAGUCGAUGAGUUCAAGUCAAUCUUGAGGACAAUAAUAUCUUCUUUCACGUCCACAUUGCGCGAAACUGAACUAAAACAAUGGGUGAAGCUGAUUGUACCGAUUGUUUUCGUGAUUGGCACUAGGAACAGGUUCACGUUAGAACUUUUGGACUGUUUUUUCAGGGAGCACGCAAAGCACUUCACACCACACAUGCUGAUAUUUGUCCUACAGAUAUUAAAGAAUCAGCACGCUGCCCUCGAAUAUCUAAAGAAUGUUGUGACCUAUAGCGAAGGUCUCGUUGGCCUGUUUUCACUCAACAGGUGGUAUUCAUGCGCAAAACGGCUUUCAGGCGAUGUCCCGGAGAUGCUUAUCAACAACGCACAUGAUAUGUCAAUUGUAAUUGCCAAGUCCUAUAUGACCGUACCUAAAUCACUUCUGGCAUGUCACAACGAGCUUCAACAUCUUGUCACGGCGGUAUCAAAACUGUGCGUCACAAAAAGAGACCCGCACGUUAAGGUGGCCAUAACUAUAUUCAAACAUAUUAAUAAGCUGCGUGAAUACGCAGAAACUAUGACCGUAAUUCGUCCAUCCACUGACAUCAUCUUGGGUAAGGUUACCAAGGCUGGUGAAACUGUGCAUCGUGAUUGGCUGGAACUUAUGAUGGCGAUGGCUGCCAGAGGUCCAUUUACAGUGGAAAUGGUGCGCAAAUGCGUACAACCUGCCAUGUGCAUUCUACGGGACUUCAAGUGGGACCUUGUACCUGCUGCUCUGGAUAUGGUUUAUAUAUGGACUGAUUUCCAGUCGCCUGAGGAAGCUUACGAAUUGCUGUCAAACGUUAAUCUGUACAGGUAUUCCACAGUAGAACCGCAAUUCAUCCAAUGCCUGAGUCAGUAUCUGCAGGACCCAAGUCUCCCUGGCUUCAGACAGAAUGCCGAUGUGGUAAUGGCCAUUUUUUCCAGGAUGGGCUCACUUGCGAUGAAGUAUAUCAGGAAUCUGCCAGUUAAGAAUGAUAUAGAGCAUGCCAUUGCUGUACCAGUACAAAUGGAUGCUUGUGACGUGAACCUGGACGACUCUUCCAACCCUAGGGAAAAACGCAUAUCCAAUGGUUAUGCACGUUCUUCGUCAUCUUCUAACAAUGCAGAUUCCAAAGAUACAGAUGUAGGUGAAUCUCCGGGUCGCAGUGAUCCAACUGCGUCUGAAAUAGACAAUGUAUUCGGCCUGGGAAUACCAGUGAUUGAUGGUCUCAAUAGUGUUAUACGUCAAAUGUCGAAGCGUAAGGUAAGCUUCGUGGAAUUCGAUGCAUCAGCCGUAUUCGUGCUCAAUGCAGUCAGUCCUCUGUUGAAUUUUUCAGUAUCACUAUCUGAAUGCGCUCUUACUUUGGCAUCGCUAAAUGCCGAAAAGAAAGGUGAAGGGUCGACAAAAUACUUCACCCAGGAAACUACGUCCGAGUUUAUACAUGUACUUAUGCACGCUUUGGUCAAAGUGGCUGCUGUAGGAAUGAGCGACUUUCCUCGUUCUGAAACGUAUCGUGAUGUGAAACAAUUGAUGCAAACAAUUCAAACGUACAUUGUGAUUGUCCACAAGACUCACGCCAAUACAGAUAUGGAGGUCGCAGUUGAUCCAGUGAUCUUACUCCAGGGCAUUGCCGCGAGACUAGCGGUUACACGGCCUUCUUUGGCGUACAACUUUGGUUUUGCCUGGGAUAAUGUAGAUCCCAUGGAAGUAACAGUGGCCUCAGACUUUCUCCUGGCGGUCUUCGCCCAGGCGAUGAAUAUGCAAUGCACGGGUCUCUGUAGCGCCAUAGUGUCUAUGCUAUGUCUAGGGUGUAAUUCACAUGAAAAAACUGAAAAGGCAGGCGCCUGCAUAGCUCUUGGAAAGAUAUGUCAACAGCAUCCAGAUUUUGUCAAGCCUAACAUACACGAUAUUGCCAACUCGGUUGCUCAGAUAUGCAUACGUAUAACUGAAUACGAGGGCAUAAUGGGCGAGACGCUGAAAGCGCUGUUGGAAGUUGAUGAGCCUGGUAUCAUACAGUGGGCCGUGUCAUUGUUGGAGCACCCUCUGUGGUACUUGCGUGCAACAGGCCAGAUCUGUUUAAAAGUAGCCAAGAACAAGUCCGAAGUACAGAAACAUCUACAACGCCUGAUGUCAAAUGCCAGUAAUAUUCACAUGCCUGAUGUACAGCUUUUCCUGGCUACGCUUGGAAAUGGUGACGCUGCACUGCUUGAGCAUGCUGUGAGUAAUAUACAGCAAUACUUGCAGUCGAUUGCUGGAUGUGAUGAUUCAACAGAGUCGUUCAGGGAUCAAGCUUAUGCAUUAGUUGAUAUGUUGGGUCAACUGUUAAUUAAUGAGGAAUAUUCCAAGAUGGCACCGGAUAUGGAACACAUAUUUAACAUGGUCCUGGUCUGGUUCAUCAAGUUAGUGAUGAUUGGUGGAAGUCAGAUAGCACAAAAGGCUAAAGGUAUCUUGGACAGCUCAAAAAAUGUAUCUGUGACUGCCAAAACUCUGUCUAUGGCAUUAGAAGAGUACAUAUUCCAACUACAGACGAUUUUUGACGACCGGCUGCUGGAAAAAAUAUUAGCAGUCUUGAAACAGUAUCGUGCUGUGUUAGACGAUGCAUUAACGGAGUCCCUGCUGAAUGUUGCCAAGGCCUUGGUAGAAAAUAUGUUAAAUUCUUCCAUAAACGACGAGUAUCAAAAUGCCAACUUUCUUGAGUACCUCGUUUUCAUCGCCAAUAUUGGUGCUAGGCGAUCGUGCACAGAUCUCAUCUUCAAGCAAUGGUUCAUUCGCGUGGAUUGCAUUAGAAAAGGCGUCAUUAUACCAGGUUCCGUGGCUUAUGGAAUAUGGCAAGUAAUAUCUUCCGAAGGCGUUAUACAUAAUAUAUUUAAUACAUCGAUGAAAACUGAGUGUCUAGGAUUAUGUUACUUUAUCCACAACAAAGCUGACAUGGACCAUAUUUUGUACAACGUUAUCGGGUUUCUCGAAUCAAAUGAUGUUGUAAGUUCGCUGCUAUCAAUGUCGUUGAUCCACUGGCUUUGCGUUAAAAACCUUGAUCAGAUCACCAAUUUGAAGAAUUUCAAGAGGUUGGCUGAUCUUAUAUGCCGUCUAACUUUUGAGGAUACUGUGCUUAUUGACGCGCUACUUGCACCGCCAUUUUCCAUCAGCAAUGAAAAGAUAUUAAAGUGGAAAUUAGCAUGUAUCAGUGCCGAGGUUCUCAUAAAGGUGACACCGCCAUCUUCGACGUUGGAAAAGCUGGAAACAAGGAAUUUUUACAAAGAUGGUAAUGGUAUAAAGGUAAACAGAAUUAUUGCCAACGCAUUCCUGGAAAUUUACAGUAGUGACAAGUGUGGAUCCACGCUCAACCCUAUUCUGGGAGGUAGCGCAUUCAAUAUGCGUAACUACCAACUUAGACAUUUGGUUCCCAUGCUUAAUAAAUCAAUUUCUACAAUGGAUGAUGCCGUGCUUGAUGAUUUGGUGCGAUUUUUCUGGGAAAGUUCAAUUGAAUGUGAUGUCUUGGGCAAACUGUUGUCUGUUUCAUGUCUGUCCAAGAUCGUUGAACAUAAGAAUACACCUCCAAUAGGUGCAGCUGCAGUCCUAGAAAGAUUUGUAGAUGUGAUCACAGCUGAUGAAACUGUAGUCUUUCUCAAAAUGCACCAUACUGUUAAGCUGGAUACUGCGGAUCCGGAAAAGAAAGGGAAUUAUACACUGGUUAAACUGCUUGGUGAAUGUGCUGAUAUACUGAUGAAGGCAUUGUGCGGCGUAUAUACAGUCCCGGAAACAGUACAUAGUGCAGAUGAUGAACCAAAAGUUGAGCUUUGGAAAUGGAUUGUUUUGAACAAGAUCAAAGCUUUGGGACGUGAGCCAGGCCGUUUAAUACCACUCUUUUCUCUUUUCAUUUGGCAUCUACAAUCAUGCGGUAAUGAAUUGGAUGAUAUUCUGUUGCGUGUCCUUGCUGCUUUGCAUAGUGACGUUGCUACUCAGUGCUGCAAUAUGGCACAAAGUGGUGCGUUUGAUGCGUUUUUUGGUGCGGUAGCAAUAGUUGAACGCAAAGGUAUAGAUGUAGACUUGUCGUGGAUAAAGGAAGCCUGCAUUGACGUUAUGGCUGCCUAUGUUGACAGUGAAACCUUUGACAGCGCCAAUGUUGCAUCAUAUAUUCCCGUUGUAGCCCAGGUGUUCAGCAGAAAUCCGUCUUUUGAAUUGUUCAGUUGCAAGUUGAACCACUAUUUCACCAUUCCGAUGGAUUUUUCUAUUUGUCGUGGUUUUAAUCAUACCCAUUUGCGCAACAAUGUUUCAUACUGCAUUAGGCGCCCGGACAGAGUCGAUGCAAAGAAAACGUUUGUCGCUUCAUUCAAGGUAAUAGCGCGCGCCAAGGAGCUUAAAGCGGAUACCAUCACUCGUUGGCAAAGUGCAGUGGCAACGGUUAUGUUGCGCAUAGUAGAUCAGACCCUUGACCUUGUAACCCCUGGCUCAGAAGAUGUGCAGCAGAUUACGCAGCUGUUAGAUAUUAUGUGGCACAUGGAUGGAUUGUCGCUGUCUCGCGUAAUGCGUUCAGUGUUGUACAAAUUGUGCUGUCUUUUCAAGCCACAGCUCAUACGUGCUCCCACAAGCUCCAGUAAUGACAGUCAAAGUACAACUGUCUUGUCAGAUUCAUUGGAAGCCAAGGCGUUACCUAGAACAGCUAAAUCGACAGAGUGCCAGGCUAAAGUUGUCGAUGUACGUCUAUGUCCUCUUGCACAAAGCUAUGCUCAUCCAUUUCCUCGCUGGCUCGUGAACAAAGUGAUCACCGAAUUGCAAGGAGUUGCCAACGACGGCCAGGAUGCUACCAGGAUAUUUGAUGAAGUCCAGCCAGUGCUAGCCCCCAGGGUCCCAGUUAAGGGAUCUCCAAGAAAUCCUGCGUCUUUAACUUUGGAUGACUGGGCUAGUGAAGUCAAACGACUAUCCGCUUCUCAGUACCGCAUUGGUUUCUCUAAUGCAGUCAGAUCUGUCUUGACUUUGUUGUGUGCUGUCGACAGUUAUAUAUCGUCAUCGCAUCACCUUAGGACUACGGUGUUGUCCGAGUCUAUCCAAGCAUUGUAUCGCAUGGUUAACCGGAUUGUUUCGGUGGAUCAUCUUGGUACAACACAGAUGAUAACCUGUCCCACUCUGAUUCCUAGGGUAUUCGGUGUAAUAUCUAAAGAUGAAAGAUAUAGUGAGGACGAACGUGUGAAUAUGGAGCAGCUGCUGACCCUCGCUACCUGGUCAAUUGCCAUUUUGGGCCAAGACACCAGGAAUCAGCUUUACGAUGUUUUGUACCACAUUACACAGUCUUUGGACCAAAUAUCCGGCAGUAAGUUGCUGGAUAUAGCUACUGAGAUGAUGGAAUAUGAGGAUCGCAAUACACUGGAUGUCGACCUAUCCAGCAAAGAGUCCGGCGUCUCUGAUUCCACAGCUAUUGAAUCGCAUACGAAGGUAGAAAAUUCACUGCAACAGCAAUUAGUGGACGAAGCUAGAGCGAAAAGGUCUAAUGACAUCGUAAGCCAGGACAUUGCUACACCUGUUAAGCGCGUAAACAGAGAAGACAGCCAUAAUGCAUGUAUAAGUCAUGCUGUCCCAGAUGAUAUAGGUAUGAAGGCAAUACCGAAGGUGCAGUUUUGCAAGUUAGAACCCUGUUCUGACGUAUCGUCAGUGAUGAUUGAUUAUACCUCAUGGUCACGAAGGGAUACGAAUGUCUGCCCAAAAGAGCUAACUGAAAGCAGUGAUUCACGUGAGGUGGGAACAAUCUUUGAAGAUUUUUGUUCAAUGGAACCAAAGAAUUUGUAUACAAUAGUAGCGUACAAAACACUCUUGGACAGGGUAAAAGCGGUAUACGCGAGCUCUUGUGAUAAAUACACUUUGGACUUGGAGCUUGUGUAUGCCAUUCGUAGCGUUGCUCAUAUUAACUCUAUAUCAGACGCUUACUUCAGACUGAUGUUUAAAUGUUUGGACAGAGCUAACAAUUCUGGUUCCCAUGUACGAACCCGGAUGAUCGCAUAUAUCGCCACCUUGCCUAUGAAAGAUAGGAAACUCAGUGAUAUUUUUGAGGAGAUUGUAACACCACGUGACAUGUAUUCAAUAUUACGAUACAUAUUUUCCUCGGAAAUCAGCAAAAACAAGGACCGAGAAUUUUACAUUCCACUAUUCCUGGACAUCAUAUUCACUAGGUCGUUGGAUAGUUGGGGGUUAUCAUUUUCUCACCACUACCCAGUGUUGCCAGCUCUGGUGCCUAAAAACAAUCAUCGUGAAGUUUCUCAAAUAGAUCUCAUAUGCCAAGAUGAUAUUAAACACACUUUCAAGAACACAAUUCUCCUGUUGCGUGAUUUCAGGGCUAUGGCUAAAGAAUCGAAUAAGGUUAAUACGCCCAUGGUAGAGGAAUCCAUCAGCAUCUACGUCGCACCCGAAUUGCUGGAAUCUGCGAAUGUGAUGUUGCAAAAGUUGUAUCGAUAUUACACGGAGUACUUCGAGCGCAUAGCAGUAGCUUCGAGGUUUAAAACGUGUAUUUGUAAUAUGUGGCAUCAUGAUAGGUUGUUUGCAUCACAAAUUUGGAGCUCCAUCUUACCUCAGUUGUACAGCACUCUCACUAAAUUCCAGCAAGAGGAACUAGGCUCUGCUAUUUGCGGUUAUUUGUGUCUUGAUGGUCAUUUGUGGAAUCGUGGUCUCAUGUGUAAACCGGUUUUACAGGCCGUGAUUAAAUGCUAUCCACCGAUUAAUAUACCGCCAGAGGUGCUGAAGUAUAUUACAAUUAUCUUGGGUGCAUGGGACGAAGUGCUAUAUCACCUGGAAAAACAGCUGAUGUCCCAGCCUUUGGACAUAACAAGAAUGGCUACAGUUUUGUCUGACAUUUACGAGAGCCUUGGUAUGAACGACAUGGCUAUAGGCGCGUAUCGCACAUGGGUUAUUACACAGGAAACUCGUUUGGCUAUAUCUUUCUUACAGCAUGCUAAAUGGAAACAGGCUCAGAAGGAAUUUAAUUCUAUCAUGGAUUCCUUAGCUCUAACAGGGCAAACAGCAGAAGCAGUUUCUAGCUUUGACGAAUCUAAGCUAUGGUACAACGGAUGGGUACAUGCAAGUAAGCAGCUUGGCGAAUGGGACUUACUUAGGGAUGUUUCCUUCGUUGCUGGAGAUCGCCAUCUGUUUGUGCAAUCGAGCUGCGCUCUGCAAGAUUGGGGUGAAGUUUUGCCAGACGAUGGUCUGAAUCACGUGAGUCGAAUAUGCGCACUUGACGAUUGUGAAAGUAAGAUCGUACGCAUUUACCAGCAGCUGCAAACUGAUCUAUUACCAUUUAAAGAGCGUGGAAGUGAGAUGUCAUCUAUUUUUCUGAUCAACGCUACUGCCAAGGCUGAAAAGAUGUUAAGGACUGGCAAAGAUGCAAUAGUACAAUCGUGGACUGUGCUUCCUAAGGGACUUAGUGAAGCACAUCACACCCCUAUGCGGCUACAUCAACGAUAUGUAGAAGUUGAGGAAGGUAUGAAGUAUUUGACCAACAUUAUGCAAAAUAUUGAAACGGGGCACUUGCCACAAUCUAGCACUAUCAUACGCAAGUGGCGUCAACGCAUGCCUUCAGAGCGAGAUAUACCAUCCGUUUGGCACGACAUGCUGUCUUGGCGCACUUUUCUGUACUCCACUAUACGAACUGCAUUGACCAAUAGCCAUUAUUUAACCAAAGAUGACAAAGUUGGUGCAAUACUGAAUUUGCAAGACUUACAGUGGACGCUGACCAAGUUUGCUUCAGUAACUCGUAAACAUCAUCACAAUCCAAUAUUAGCUUCAGUGCUUUUAAACAAGGCACAGGGAUAUCACAAGUCGAUUAUAGACCACAGCAACGUUGUAACCGAAGAUUGUCUCAUGAUCAUGGUUGAGAGAAUUAAGCAAUAUUUGUCAAUACCCAUAAAUAUUCUGGACAUGCUAAAGGGGGUGGUUAAUAUUGACCUUGAGCUAGUUCCUAGUGUGGGUUGUGAACCCUUGAAAUCGCAGGUAGUCAGGUUAGUCGCAGAAGCCAUAAGCCGUAGGGCAGGCUACGAUAUCGCAAAGAGGAUACCUAUUCCAGAAAAUGAGCUUGCCACUAAUCUCAUGCUGGAAUCGCUUAAAUUGGAACCGUUGUAUGCCAAAAACUGGCAGUCGUGGGCCAAAUACAACGACAAGCGCAUUGAUCAUGCAGCUGCUCAAAUGUGCAAACCUGGUGAUAACGCAUUCCAGGCUGAAUUGUAUGAAUCUGCUAUCAUCGGUUACCUCACAGCUGUUUCCAUACGGCCACAUGACCAUUGGUUGCUCAUAGGCAGAGUGUUGACCCUGAUUAAUGAAAUGAAACAAGCGGGUCAAACCACUUGUGUAGAGACGAUCAAGAAGUAUAGCGAGCGUGUACCUGCUAGCGUAUGGCUUUUAUGGCAGACUCAGUUGAUAUCGUCACUCUGCAAACACGGAGAAGGUGAAAUGCAACACAUUCUUCAGUUGCUCAUGUCUAAGUUGCCUCAGCAGGUGUUCUACGCACUGAGAUCUGAGUACUUUGUUCAAAACUCAAUUGGUGAUGUUGAGGGCGCACCUGAAGCAACGCAACCAUCGACUAUCAGACGCAUAUUGAGUAGACUAAUAGCUUCUAACCCUAAUGUGGGCACCAUGUUGGAGUCAUUUGCAACUACUGUGGCACAUUUGGGCAGACCUGAUUUUGUCGAUGAAGUUCUGUUGGCCACUGAGACAGUGUUUGAAGAGUGCCUAGACCUACCAUUCAACGAAAACAUACCUGCUCAAAUGUUCAAUUGUCUUGCUAUAAAGAUGCCUCAUCGUCCUGGAGGUAGCGAUUAUGGCAUUUCGGAGUCUGCAUUUGUAGCGAUGAUGAAAGAAUUCGAAAGGGACUUUGUAAACGGUGCAUCGGGUAUGAACUGCGGUGAGACUAUGAACCUGUUAAUGAAGUGGAUGGUCAAAUUGAGCGAAAUUUCGAAGAUGUCCCACACUGACCUGUUGAAACAGCGCAUGGACAACAUGAAGGUUAAUCAAUUUUGCAAGAAUUUGCAAAUGAUGAAUAUGGAACUACAGCUACCAACGUUGCAACCGACACGUAGCCUUAUUAAGCCCAAGCAGAGGCAUUGCCUUGGAGAAUCCCGCAAUGUAGUCUCACUUAUGCAUUACGUAAGCAAGCGUAAGCGCGGUCGCCAGACAGUGAAGUCAAUAUCACUUCUUGCUCAAAAUGGCCAGGUUUAUCUAUACACAGUCCAACCUCUGAGCUUAAUAAGGCAAAAAUCUGAGCAGCAUUUAACGCAGAUGUUGAAAUUGUUAAACCACUAUGCGCUGAAGUAUAACGAUACCGUGAAACGUAAUGUGACUCUAUCGUCCGUAAAUCUGGUAUCUUUGGAUCCAUACCUGUGCCUUUACGAGGAGGAUGUACACAACGAAAUAAUGUCACAGGUGAUGUCUCAAGCGGUGUCUUAUGAAAAUCUGGUUAAAGAACGUCCUAAUCGCAAUGGAUUCGCCUGCAUGCACCCUUCCAUGUAUCAGCAAACUAACACUUUGUUGCUAGUACUUCAUAAGAUGUUAAUGGAGACUGGUGUAACACAUCAGCUGGUGCAAAGGUGGCAAAAAUUCAACCCUGAGUGCACUGAUAAUCCAGGAUUUAUACGAGUGUACCAGCUUUUCAAAGAUAAGCAGUAUCCGUGGUUUGGAACUUGGUACAAAAAAAUACAUCAAGAUGUCUUAAUGGAAGCAUAUAGUGAGAUUUGUUCGUUGAUCCCAGAUGACAUAUUGUUUAACUAUGCACUUAAGAGAUUUGACGGCUACCAGGAUUUCAUGACCAUGCGCCGCAUGUUCACGAGUAGCUACUCAAUCCAGGCACUGCUUGGACUUAUGUUCCUUACUCCAUAUGCUACACCAUCUAAACUAAGCUUCAACUUCCAUAACGGCCAAGUCAACCAACUUGACUUCAAACCUAACUAUUCACGUGAGAUAUUUGUGGAAUACUCAAAGCUCAGGGUCUUCAGGUUCACGCGUAACAUCAAAACCAUGAUAGGCCCUGUAUGCCGCAUGGGAAUCAUGCCGGCAGUAAUAUAUGCUCUAUGCGCUGCUAUACACACUCAUAAGGUCGAUAUAUUGAGUGCUCUGAGUGUUAUAUUGGCUGAUGACCAAGGAUUAAUGCAGUCAGCUACCAGCUCACCUCACUACAAGCCGGAACAGGCCCAAGCCAACAGCCAAUGCUCAAGCAACGGAUCAGUACCGUCAACCCCUGGUAUGCCUCCCAAUCGCGAUGUCAACAUACUGGAGGAGUACCUUGGCCGUGUGCUAAACUACUGCUCUUACCUCAGAUCGCCUACUGACCAGGAACAGUACACGAUGCCAAUAAACAACAUUAUCACGUGCAUAAUAGAUGCAUCCGCGGACUCGGGCACCCUUGGGAAGCUGAAAACGAGUUACCAACCGUGGUUCUAACACUUUAUUAUAACAAUUUUCACUACAUUACAUAAUUGAUAUGGGUUUAUCUGAUGUAAA